Necator americanus (New World hookworm) is the source of this 570-nucleotide messenger RNA. RefSeq lists its product as uncharacterized. The record is from RefSeq and is a predicted model, not a curated record. Bases 1 to 570 code for a protein of 189 amino acids. NCBI's taxonomy places the organism in Eukaryota, Metazoa, Nematoda, Chromadorea, Rhabditida, Ancylostomatidae. The transcript is spliced from 2 exons.
AUGCUUCGCGCUGAUGGUGUUCCGAGAAAGUUACUCGAGGACAUGAAUAAAAGAAGUAUUGCUGCUGUUCGAACACUAGCUGAACGUACUUCAUCGUUCGAAAUGGAAGCUGGAGUACGACAAGGGACAAGUUCUGUUAUUUGUAUGAAAAAUGAUGGCAGGUGUCAGAGUGAUAUUAAGCAAAGAUGCGCUAAGGUCCUUAGCGAAGUCCCUGUAGGUGACCUCUAUCGCCGACAAAGUGAAGCUGCGUGUCUACCUAUCCUCAUUUUGCCCUAUCAUGACGUACGGGUCGGAGACUUGAGCAGUGCCGGAAGCUGUUUGGAAAGAUGCUUGGCUACUUUUGGCCAAUGGUGUAUCACAACGAAGAACCUCACUUGGAAGUGGAGAUGGUGCGCAGGUGGAUUACGCGAGCACAACAUCAACAUCUUUGCCGCAUCCUCUAAAGUAAUCGCGGGAAACCGUCUUCGCUUAAUUGGCCACACCAUAAGAAGACCAUCGGAUCCUGGAUCUUGUCAACGUAGCGUUGAGGAUGCUCCCGGACCCAAACUGGAGGGGUCCACCCGGACGUAA